Molecule: messenger RNA, 306 nt
Organism: Protopolystoma xenopodis
Lineage: Eukaryota; Metazoa; Platyhelminthes; Monogenea; Polystomatidea; Polystomatidae
Source: the annotation of a GenBank genome assembly
AUGCAAAUGCAGCAACACUCCGGUCCUGGGCUUUCUGUUCCUGGUUCUAAUAUGAUAUUGCGAUGGCCAACCUCACUGCUUUCUUCCCAAACGCAAGGUCAACAACAGCAUGCGAUGGCCUUGUCACAACACCAUCAAACUGGACAAGGUCAUUGUCUCCUAGGCUCUUCAUCAAACACUGUGUCGGUUUCCUCUAACCCAGGCCAAGGAAAUUUGGUUCUUACUCCUGGAGGUGGGCUUACUUUAUCCAUGGGCCUUCGUCCGCAGGUUCCUUCCAGCCAAAUGCAUCAUGCGCCUCCCUUUUGA